This is a messenger RNA of Nicotiana tabacum (common tobacco), 2827 nucleotides long. Its product is annotated as alpha-L-fucosidase 2. Gene Ontology annotation, molecular function: alpha-L-fucosidase activity. NCBI's taxonomy places the organism in Eukaryota, Viridiplantae, Streptophyta, Magnoliopsida, Solanales, Solanaceae. Gene Ontology annotation, biological process: carbohydrate metabolic process. The record is from RefSeq and is a predicted model, not a curated record.
ACUGGGCGUCACAUUCUUUUGCUGUCACCGUCUCUUCGUUACACACCAGCCCCAACCGCCCUCAGUAUUCUUUCUCUACGUCACAUUUGCCAUACUUCAAUAUAUCCUUUGUUUGCUCAAUUCACGGGUUGAAUUAAAAUCGGAAGUGCUUGGAAUUCACUGCACUCAAGUUUCAAAACCCUACUUUAAUAAGUGACUUCCAUUCUUUGAGUCACUUUUCUUGGGGUUUCAAUGGAAGAUUGUGAAUGGGUUCUUGUAAAGGAGCCCACAGACAGAGAUAUAUGGAGCCCAAGUUUGAAAAAUGGUGAAGAAAGUUCUUCUUCGAGGCCUCUGGAGAUAAGGUUCAAUGAGGCAGCUAAGCAUUGGACUGAUGCUCUUCCCAUUGGUAAUGGCCGGCUUGGUGCCAUGAUUUGGGGUGGUGUUUCAUCUGAAAUUCUCAAUCUUAAUGAGGACACACUCUGGACUGGAACUCCUGGGGAUUAUACUAAACCUGAAGCUCCAAAGUCAUUGGCUGAGGUCAGAAAACUUGUUGAUAAUGGCCAAUAUGCUGAGGCUACUGAAGCGGCUGUACAAUUGACGGAUAAUUCCCCUGAUGUUUACCAGCUCCUUGGAGAUAUUAAGCUGGAGUUUGAUGAUUCUCAUGGGACAUUUCAAGAAGAAAAGUAUGAGAGAGUGUUGGAUUUGGACACAGCAACAGUGAAAGUAAACUACUCUGUGGGUGAUGUAGAAUUUGCAAGGGAAUAUUUUGCAUCAAAUCCAGAUCAAGUGAUUGCAGCAAAGGUUUCCGCAAAUAAGCCGGGGUAUUUGGCUUUUACUCUAUCUAUGGAUAGCAAAAUGCAUCAUCAUACUUAUGUCAGUGGAAAUAAUCAAAUUAUUAUGGAAGGAAGUUGCCCAGGCAAAAGAAAGCCCCCCAAGGUGGACGCAAAUGACAAUCCCAAGGGAAUUCAAUUUACAGCAAUUCUUGACUUACAGAUCAGUGGAGGCUCAGAUAAUCUACAAGUUUUGGACAAUAGGAGGUUCCGUGUCGAGCAUUGUGAUUGGGCUAUUAUCCUUCUAGUGGCCUCUUCAUCAUUUAAUGGACCUUUUAUCAAGCCUGCGGAUUCAAAAAGGGAUCCCAAGUCAGAGUGUUCAAGCAUGUUGAAUUCAAUAAAGAAGUUUUCAUAUUCUGAAUUGUAUGCGCGGCACUUGGAUGACUAUCAGAAGCUGUUUCAUCGAGUUUCACUGCAGCUGUCAAAAAGCUCAGACAGCGUAGCAAAAGAAAGUGGUAGAGUUUCGACUGCAGAUAGGGUGAAAUCCUUUAAAACUGAUGAAGAUCCAUCUCUAGUUGAGCUUCUAUUCCAGUAUGGUCGAUACCUGCUUAUUGCUUGUUCACGUCCUGGUACCCAGCCAGCGAACCUGCAGGGCAUAUGGAACUGCAUGUUAGAGCCACCAUGGGAUUGUGCCCCUCAUUUGAAUAUCAAUCUUCAAAUGAACUAUUGGCCUGCACUCUCGUGCAAUCUUAAGGAGUGUCAAGAACCUCUUUACGACUACACAACAUCUCUGUCCCUCAGUGGAUGCAAAACUGCAAAAGUGAACUACGAAGCAUCAGGUUGGGUUGCUCAUCAAGUGUCUGAUAUAUGGGCAAAAACAUCCCCAGAUCGAGGUCAGGCUGUUUGGGCUCUGUGGCAAAUGGGUGGAGCUUGGAUUUGCACCCAUUUAUGGGAGCAUUAUACUUACACAUUGGAUAAAGCGUUUUUGGCAAAUAAGACUUAUCCCUUGCUGGAAGGUUGUACUUCAUUUCUGUUGGAUUGGUUAAUUGAAGGCCGCGGAGGUUAUUUGGAAACCAACCCAUCAACCUCUCCUGAGCAUGCUUUUAUUGCACCGGAUGGUAAGGCUGCUAGUGUGAGCUACUCAUCAACCAUGGACAUGUCAAUCAUUAAAGAAGUUUUCAGUGACAUUGUCUCUGCUGCUGAGGUACUUGGAAAAAGUGAUGAUGAUCUAAUUAAAAGAGUUCUUAAAGCUCAACCUCAUCUUUGUCCAACCAGAAUUGCAAGGGAUGGUUCUAUCAUGGAAUGGGCACAAGAUUUUGAGGAUCCAGAGAUUCAUCAUCGUCAUGUCUCACACCUUUUUGGCCUCUUCCCAGGGCACACAAUCGGUGUACGGGGAACUCCUGCCCUCUGUAAAGCGGCAGAUUAUACCCUAUAUAAAAGAGGGGAGGAGGGUCCAGGUUGGUCAACAACAUGGAAAACCGCACUAUGGGCGCGUCUUCAUAACAGCGAGCAUGCAUACCGCAUGGUCAAGCAUCUGUUUGAUUUGGUAGAUCCUGAUCAUGAGGCCAACUUUGAAGGAGGUCUCUACUCUAACCUGUUCACAGCACACCCUCCUUUCCAGAUUGAUGCCAACUUUGGUUUUUCUGCAGCAGUAGCAGAAAUGCUUGUGCAGAGCACCAUGAGAGAUUUGUACUUGCUCCCAGCCCUUCCUAGAGAUAAAUGGCCAAACGGUUGUGUUAAAGGCUUGAAAGCACGUGGAGGUGUGACGGUCAGCAUCUGCUGGAAUGAAGGAGAUCUCCACGAAUUCGGCCUAUGGUCAAAUGGACGGACUACUACAAAACGGCUGCAUUACAGAGGGCGUAGUAUCGCAACAAAGAUACUGACCGGCAAGGUUUACACGUUCAACAAGCAGUUGAAUUGUGUGAAAACAUACGCUCUCUUCUAGUGGUUCCAAGCUAGCCUGAUGGGAAUUUGAACUCAUUACAUGUCACUUUUAUUUUCUAGCGGAAGGUAAAAUUACCAUGUUAAUAACCGAUUUCCCUUUAAUUUAGAUGUGAUGUUGCCUUCUCUUCCCGCUA